UGUAAUUCAUUCAUCUUUCAGGUUGGAGGGGAACCCUCUCACCGCGCACUUUCCGCGUUGGGAGGGGGUGGGGCUUCCCUUUUUUUAAUUUAUCAGGCUCGGAACGCAAUUCCUUGCAGAAAACCCCUCCGGCAGAGCAGCUCCCAUAGCGAGGGCAGCAUGAACGGGACGGAGGGGAUCAAUUUUUACGUGCCUAUGUCCAACAAGACGGGGGUGGUGCGGAGCCCCUUCGAGUACCCGCAGUACUACCUGGCCGAGCCCUGGAAAUACCGCCUCGUGUGCUGCUACAUCUUCUUCCUCAUCUCCACCGGCUUCCCCAUCAACUUCCUCACCCUCCUGGUCACCUUCAAGCACAAGAAGCUGCGGCAGCCCCUCAACUACAUCCUGGUCAACCUGGCGGUGGCUGACCUGUGCAUGGCCUGCUUUGGUUUCACCGUCACCUUCUACACCGCCUGGAACGGCUACUUCGUGUUCGGCCCCAUCGGCUGCGCCGUGGAGGGAUUCUUUGCCACCCUGGGAGGCCAGGUCGCCCUGUGGUCCCUGGUUGUCCUGGCCAUCGAGCGCUACAUUGUCAUCUGCAAGCCCAUGGGCAACUUCCGCUUCUCCGCCAGCCACGCCAUGAUGGGCAUCGCCUUCACCUGGGUCAUGGCCAUUUCCUGCGCCGCGCCGCCGCUCUUCGGCUGGUCCAGGUACAUCCCAGAGGGGAUGCAGUGCUCCUGUGGGCCCGACUACUACACCCACAACCCCGACUUCCACAACGAGUCCUACGUGCUCUACAUGUUCGUCAUCCACUUCAUCAUCCCCGUCGUCAUCAUCUUCUUCUCCUACGGGCGCCUCGUUUGCAAAGUCCGCGAGGCAGCUGCCCAGCAGCAGGAAUCGGCCACCACGCAGAAGGCGGAGAAGGAGGUGACGCGGAUGGUGAUCCUCAUGGUGCUGGGCUUCAUGCUGGCCUGGACGCCCUACGCCGUGGUGGCGUUCUGGAUCUUCACCAACAAGGGCGCCGACUUCACGGCCACGCUGAUGGCAGUGCCUGCCUUCUUCUCCAAGAGCUCCUCCCUCUACAACCCCAUCAUCUACGUGCUCAUGAACAAACAGUUCCGUAACUGCAUGAUCACCACAAUCUGCUGCGGCAAGAACCCCUUUGGGGAUGAAGAAACCUCCUCCACCGUAUCCCAGAGCAAGACCGAGGUCUCCUCCGUCUCCUCCAGCCAAGUAUCACCUGCAUAGAGCAUGGACAGUUUGAACUGGGGUGACCUGCCGAGCUCGGGGACCCAGACAGACGCCCCACAGCCGCUCCCUCGUGCCCCGGCCCCCUCCCCUGCAGGGGAAUUUAGCUGUGCCCGUCCUGCUGUAGCUGUGCAGACCCCACCCCACACAUCCACGGGGACCCACACGUGGUGCUCUGAGCUCUGCCACUCCGAGCCUGGGGAGCCCAGAGCUGUGGCCCAGCUCCCAGGAGCACGUCACCUCUGGGGGACUGUCCCCACCUGUCCCCAUCGAGUUCAAACAGCUGCAGUUGAUGGGGACCCCAAACCUUUUCCUGCCUGAAUCCCGCUUCCCGCCAGCAUCGCCCUUCCCUGGGCUCCUGGGAGCAUCCAGGAGCAUCCAGGCUCAUUUGCAAAAAUCUAAAUAUUCUGGCAAAGCCCCAGCAGAGGGCCCGUGGCUGGGGUGGCCCCACCUGCCCCUCCCCACGGCCUGAGCCCGGGGCUCUCUGGAGCUACACUCCCACUGGGAUUCCCACCAGGAAUCGAUUCCUGCAGCCUCUAUAAAUCAAUAUAACAAACGGAGCCACGAGCGGGCUCCGCUUCCAGCCCAGCUCCCUCUCUC
Molecule: messenger RNA, 1827 nt
Organism: Passer domesticus (house sparrow)
Lineage: Eukaryota; Metazoa; Chordata; Aves; Passeriformes; Passeridae
Product: green-sensitive opsin
Exons: 5
Coding region: 160-1227 (355 amino acids)
Biological process (GO): G protein-coupled receptor signaling pathway; visual perception; cellular response to light stimulus
Cellular component (GO): plasma membrane; photoreceptor outer segment
Molecular function (GO): G protein-coupled photoreceptor activity
Source: RefSeq, a predicted model, not a curated record